CUAACAUCCCACGAUAAACAUCAAACACCCAACCCAACAACUCCAUCCAACCCAGCACAAACAAAAUGACCAAAACAAUCCACACCCUCACCCCAACCGCCAUCUCCUCCGCCUACAGCCUGAUAAAACCAUACAUCCACACCACGCCGCUCCUCACAAACACCACGCUCAACAACCUCGCCUCGACCCCUCAAUCCAUUGACGCGCUACAAGGGACCGAAUACGAAGGCCAGACCCCCGCAACCCCGAAGAUUCGGUUCUUCUUCAAGUGCGAGAACUACCAGCGCGUGGGGGCGUUCAAGGCCCGCGGCGCAUUCCAUGCCUUGUUGCGGCUGAUCGAAGAGGUCGGGGAGGAGGAGGUGAGGGGGAGGGGGGUGGUUACGCAUUCAUCUGGAAACCACGCCCAAGCACUCGCCCUCGCCGCCCAAACGCUACACAUCCCCGCCUACAUCGUGAUGCCUAGUAUCAGCACUUCAUCCAAGAUCGCCGGCACGAAGGGGUACGGCGCCGAGGUGAUAUUCAGCGGCUCGACGAGCACGGAGCGCGAAGCCGUAGUCGCCGAAGUGCAGGCCAAGACCAACGCCAUCUUAAUCCCGCCGUACGAUCACUUCGACAUCAUCUGCGGACAGGGGACCACGGGGCUGGAGCUGCAUUCGCAGUACGCGGCGCUGGUGGCUGAGAAGCCGGAGUUGAGUGUUCAUGGUUCCCAGACUGGGGAGUUGGAUGCGGUGAUCACGCCGGUGGGCGGGGGCGGGCUGAACGCCGGCGUGGCGACGUUUUACGCGGACAAGAGCACGAAGGUGUUUGGGGCUGAGCCGAGCUUUGAAGGAGGGGAUGAUUGUCGACGGGGGCUGGUGGCGGGGGAGAGGGUGACGAGUGUGAAGACUUUGACGGUGGCGGAUGGGCUGCGGACGCCGGUGGGGGUGUUGAAUUGGGAGGUGAUUUCGGACGCGAACAAAGUGGCCGGGGUGUAUGCUGUGACGGAGGCGCAGAUCAAGGCGGCGAUGAGGCUGGUGCUGGAGAGGAUGAAGGUGGUGGUGGAGCCGAGUGCGGUGGUGGGUUUGGCGGUUUGUUUGUUCAACGAGGACUUUCGACGGAGGGUCGAGAAGGAGGCGCCGCAGGGGUGGGAUGUCGGGGUUGUCUUUAGUGGUGGGAAUACCACGGUCGAGGCGAUUGGCAAGCUGUUUGCCUAGUGGCCUGGAAGCACAGUACAUAUACAUACUCCGGUCGAUAACCGAGUACAUAUCAAGUCAAUAUCAACAUCACCCCCUCCAGUCAGCAGUACUCACAAUCAAGU
Molecule: messenger RNA, 1297 nt
Organism: Aspergillus steynii IBT 23096
Lineage: Eukaryota; Fungi; Ascomycota; Eurotiomycetes; Eurotiales; Aspergillaceae
Product: tryptophan synthase beta subunit-like PLP-dependent enzyme
Exons: 2
Coding region: 66-1193 (375 amino acids)
Biological process (GO): pyruvate biosynthetic process; D-serine biosynthetic process; L-serine metabolic process
Molecular function (GO): magnesium ion binding; D-serine ammonia-lyase activity; threonine racemase activity
Source: RefSeq, a predicted model, not a curated record